Hansenula ciferrii is the source of this 678-nucleotide messenger RNA. RefSeq names its product enoyl-CoA hydratase PHS1 (gene PHS1). Bases 1 to 678 code for a protein of 225 amino acids. NCBI's taxonomy places the organism in Eukaryota, Fungi, Ascomycota, Saccharomycetes, Phaffomycetales, Wickerhamomycetaceae. The transcript has a single exon. Gene Ontology annotation, cellular component: endoplasmic reticulum membrane. Gene Ontology annotation, molecular function: 3-hydroxyacyl-CoA dehydratase activity. The record is from RefSeq and is a predicted model, not a curated record. Gene Ontology annotation, biological process: sphingolipid biosynthetic process; very long-chain fatty acid biosynthetic process; fatty acid elongation.
AUGUCUGCAGAAGUCAAAGCUAAGGUUGAUUCCAAAGAUUCAAAAAAACAAAAAACUCAAGGAUGGUUAGUUUUAUAUAAUCAAGCAUCAGCUUCAUUAUGGAGUAUUGUUUUAUUUAAUACAAUUUUUUUAUCAUUAUUUUUAGGUCAACCAUUAUUAUUUGAAAAAACCAAUAGAAUAACUACAGUAAUUCAGACAUUAGCAUUAGUUGAAGUUUAUAAUUCUGCUGUUGGUAUUGUUAAAUCACCAAUUUUAACUACAUUAUCACAAGUUUCUUCAAGAUUAUUAGUUGUUUAUGGAAUUUUCCAAAUUUUACCAAAUUCACCAGCAAAUUCACAUUGGAGUUAUAUUACAUUAUCAUUAUCAUGGUCAAUUACUGAAAUUAUUAGAUAUUUAUAUUAUGCACAAAAUAUUUCAACAAAUGGUAAACCUGCAAAAAUUUUAACUUUAUUAAGAUAUAAUUUAUUUUUUAUACUUUAUCCAAGUGGUGUUGCAAGUGAAAUAUCUAUGAUUAUCUUAUCAUUAAAUGAAGCUAAAUUAGUUGUUGGUGCUUGGUAUAAAUGGUUAUUAAUUAUAAUUAUUGGUGUUUAUGUACCUGGAUUUUAUACAUUAUUUACUCAUAUGUUAAAACAAAGAAAAAGAGCAUUAAGAUCUUUAAAUGAAAAAAAGGAAAAUUAA